Messenger RNA from Acipenser ruthenus (sterlet), 2609 nucleotides. RefSeq names its product beta-glucuronidase-like. Gene Ontology annotation, molecular function: beta-glucuronidase activity; carbohydrate binding. The record is from RefSeq and is a predicted model, not a curated record. Gene Ontology annotation, biological process: glucuronoside catabolic process; carbohydrate metabolic process. Bases 108 to 2048 code for a protein of 646 amino acids. The transcript is spliced from 12 exons. NCBI's taxonomy places the organism in Eukaryota, Metazoa, Chordata, Actinopteri, Acipenseriformes, Acipenseridae.
GAAUGUGGCAGUGCGCUCCAUUUCCUAUCAUGUGACUGGCGGUCAUAUGAUUUUACAAUUCGCCACUGAAUCACGUUACCAGUGGAGGUAGCUUUUCCUAUGUGGGCAUGCAGGGUGAUAGGAAGAUGGGUAGAGCCUGGAAGAUUAUUUUCUUCUCUCUGCUAUGGAGCUCCUGCCUGGCGUUGGAGGGAGGGAUGUUAACUCCGAAGGAGUCCCGCUCUAGAGAGAUCAAGGAGCUGAACGGAGUGUGGAUGUUUCGGGCAGAUUUUUCAAAAACCAGGAACACGGGGUUCGAACAGCGGUGGUUCACAAGAAGACUUUCCGAGAGUGGCCCUGUGAUUGACAUGCCUGUCCCUGCCAGUUUCAAUGACAUCACCCAGGACCCCAGACUGCGGGAUUUCAUUGGCUGGGUGUGGUAUGAGAAGGAGGUGUGGGUUCCUCAGCGCUGGACGGCCGUUGAUUCAGGACAGCGCGUGGUUCUGCGCGUUGGCAGCGCUCACUAUAACUCCAUUGCUUGGGUAAACGGAGCUCAGGUUACACAGCACGAAGGUGGGCACCUCCCUUUUGAAGCUGACAUUACCCGGCUGGUUCAGAGCAACCCAAGCCAGCCCUGUCGCAUCACCAUAGCAGUGAACAACACCCUGAGCCUGCACACGCUGCCUCCGGGGAGCAUUCAGUACAUGAGCGAUGAGACAAAGUACCCCGCGGGAUACUUUGUUCAGAAUACAAACUUUGACUUCUUUAACUAUGCUGGACUUCACCGGCCAGUCCUUCUGUACACUACACCCAAAGCAUACAUAGAUGACAUCACAGUUACAACAGACUUUGCAGACAGUACAGGAGUGGUGAACUACGUGGUGUCUAUCAAGGGAAGCUCAAACCCUUCCGUGAUGGUGGCUUUGUCUGAUAAAGAGGGUAGCGUUGUGGCAACAGCCAGUGGACCUGCUGGAAUGCUUAAAGUCGUUGAUGUGAAUCUUUGGUGGCCCUACCUGAUGCACGAAAACCCUGGAUAUUUGUACUCCCUGGAGGUGCAUAUGACUGCUAAAAGUGGCAGCUCUCAGUAUGAGGACUUUUACACAGUGCCUGUAGGAAUCCGCACAGUCCGGGUCACGAGCCAUCAGUUUCUCAUCAACAGCAAGCCUUUCUAUUUCCAUGGAGUCAACAAGCAUGAAGAUUCAGAUAUCAGAGGGAAAGGUCUUGACUGGCCGUUGAUUGUGAAGGACUUCAACCUUCUGCAGUGGCUGGGAGCCAACUCCUUCCGCACCAGCCAUUACCCGUACGCAGAGGAGAUUCUGGACAUGUGCGACCGGCUUGGGAUUGUGGUCAUUGACGAGUGUCCUGGAGUGGGCAUCAAGGACAUCCGGAGUUUCGGGAACGAGUCUCUCGCCCACCAUUUGAUUGUGAUGGAGGAGCUUGUUAGACGGGACAAGAACCGCCCCUCAGUCGUGAUGUGGUCCGUUGCGAACGAGCCCAACGCGGAGCUGGCCCCUGCUGAUUACUACUUCAAGUCUGUGAUAACCCACACCAAGUCUCUGGAUCCCACCCGGCCUGUGACCUUUGUGUCGAACAGCAACUUUAAUCGAGACAAAGGUGCCCCGUAUGUAGAUGUGAUUUGUGUGAACAGCUACUUCUCUUGGUACCACGACUCGGGACACCUGGAGGUCAUUCAGAUCCAGCUGAACACUCAGUUUGAGGAUUGGUACAAGAAGUACCAGAAGCCGAUCAUUCAGAGCGAGUACGGGGCUGAUGUCGUCCCGGGGUUACACAGCGAUCCUCCCAUGAUGUUCACUGAAGAGUAUCAGAAAAUUGUGCUGCAAGAAUACCACGCCGUCUUUGAUCGGAAAAGAAAAGAAUAUGUCGUAGGAGAACUUAUAUGGAACUUUGCUGAUUUCAUGACCGCUCAGAGCACAACUCGCGUUGUUGGGAACAAAAAGGGAAUCUUUAGCCGCCAGAGGCAGCCCAAGACAGGAGCCUUCAUCCUGAGAGAUCGAUACUGGAAACUAGCGAAUGAAACAAGGAGACUUCCCCUUGCAGCCAGAUAUCCCUAGAGAUGAGCCCCUGGCCAGACUUUCACUUCACAUCUCAGCAGUGUACUCUGUGCCUUACUGCUUCUGAUCUGAAGCCCAGAUACAACAUCUUUUAAAAUACAUUGUAAAAUAACCAGUUUUUUACUUGGAGAUUACAGUGUCACAGUUUUUUUGUAAAACAUGUGUGCUAGAUUGUUUAAGCUGCUAGAAAUGACCUCAUCUGUAAUUUAUUACAGGCUCCUAACUGAGCCCUUUAUACAGUUGAACAUUUGUGCUGCCAAAACAUAUAUAAAAAUGUAUAUAUUAUUUUUUUUCCCCCACAGAAGAGCUGAAAAAAAAUGUUUUUUUUUUUUGUUAUUUUUUACAGAAGCGCUGAAUUUAUUUAUUUUUUUUUCUUCUGAUGUUUAGAAUUUUUUGGGAUAUUUUUCAAAAUUAUUAGCAGUAAAAAUAAAAUAAAAAAAAAUGAUAUUGUAAUAUAUCCAACAUUUAAAUCGUGUAUGAUUGUUACUUUUCUAGUCAACAGGUUUGUAAGACCUUCUGUAACAUUUUUAAUAAAGAAUACUGAUGUUUCUGACAAGUGUU